Molecule: messenger RNA, 2420 nt
Organism: Nicrophorus vespilloides
Lineage: Eukaryota; Metazoa; Arthropoda; Insecta; Coleoptera; Silphidae
Exons: 2
Coding region: 101-2398 (765 amino acids)
Molecular function (GO): protein binding
Source: RefSeq, a predicted model, not a curated record
GAAAUAAAAUGGAAAGUGAGGAAGAGGACGGAGAAAGAGUGGUUCCCUCCUCGGACGCUGCAGCACGAUCGUGUCAUUAGCCGAAGAAGUAAAUCCUAGGAUGCGAUCAGGGGGUGCGGAAGCAUUCGGCGUCCUCGCCGUGGUUCUGGGCUUCUGCGCCCAAAUGUUCCUCACCGACUGCCCGAGUCUCUGCGAGUGCAAAUGGAAGAGCGGCAAAGAAUCCGUCGUCUGCUUGAAGGCUAACCUCUCUGUGGUUCCGUUACACUUGGACGCGGGCACGCAAAUCCUCGAUCUUACCUCCAACAACUUGGCGACAGUCCGACACGACGAGUUCAGCGAGGCGGGACUCCUCAACCUGCAGAAGAUCUUCAUAUCGAAAUGCCGUCUACGAAGCAUAGAUCGCUACGCCUUCAGACAUUUAAUCAAUCUGGUCGAGUUAGAUCUGAGCUACAACGCGUUGAACUCCAUACCCUCGCACACCUUCGACUCCAUCCCCGAGCUUAGAGAGUUAAAAUUGAACGGAAACCCUAUCCAGAGGAUCCCCAACGAAGCGUUCAUCCAUGUACCGCAGCUGGUGAGGUUGGAAAUCUCGGAUUGCAAGAUAGCUUCAGUGGAAGACGACGCGUUCCACGGAUUGGAUCGUUCGCUGGAAUGGUUGAAAUUGGAUAAGAAUAAGUUGUCGGAUGUGAGUCCGACUUCGCUGACCGUCCUGCAGAAUCUGCACGGGUUGGAGGUAGCGGGAAACCCUUGGAAUUGUUCCUGCGGUCUGAGACCGCUCCGCGAGUGGAUGCUCCGGAAAAACGUUCCUUUCGGCGUUCCACCGGUCUGCAACCAUCCUAAACGGUUGCAGGGAAAACCGUGGGACAAACUCGAACUGGACGAGUUCGCCUGCGUACCAGAGAUCUUCGCCUACGACUCGACGGCUCACGGAAUCGAAGGCAAAAAUGUAACUAUGACGUGCAGAAUCACCGGAAUCCCGGAACCGAACGUUCGAUGGUUGCUCAAGAACAAAGUCAUUGCUAAUCUCUCGGGAACGCCUUAUUCCAACGGGAAGAAACUGUACGUUGUCCAUCUGCAAAACUCCUCCAGUGACCUAACUAUUUUAACUGCGGAUCUGCAGGAUGCGGGUAUUUACGUUUGCGCCGCGGAAAAUAAGGCGGGACGUGUUGAGGCGAGCGUCACUUUGGCCGUGUCGAGGAAACCAGCCGAUGGGCCUCUGAGCAAUAAGAUUCUCUUUGCCAGCGUCGUUGCUGGUAUCCUGUUCGUGCUGGCGACUUGCCUAAUCUCGCUGUGCAUUUUGACGAUCAGGAAGAAGCAUUUGAAUAGAUGGCCUAACAGGGCGUGCAGAAGCGAGGACGAUUACGAGAAAAUCGAGAUGAACAGGAAGGUGUCGGAGAACGCGAACGGAAGACCCGGUGAGGGUCUUGCGGUUGUACGCAAGAACGGUGAUUACAGGGUCGUCCCGGGAGCGGAUACCGAUCAGGAGUUGGAGGAUGAGGAGGAAGUGAAGGAGACCAAGUUCGAAGAUCUGCAUAUCCCGAAGCAAAACAGAGAAGAUUCGUUGAGGAGUCCCAGUUCGACGUGUGGUACAUAUAAUUACGAACAACCCUCAACAUCUUCAGGAUGUCAGCAGCAGCAACAACAGAGGAGGUUGAAAGACACGGCCACGUUCUCCACCGAUCUCGCCAGUCUUCUGGAAGGCGACGAGAAGAAGUUCCCCGACCUAAUAGAGAACUCCCCGAACAAAUCCAACAACAACUUCUGCCCGACGAAAGCGAACAGCGAAGGCGGCAGCGUCUCCGACAUAAACGAGCUCUUCUGCACUCUCCCUAGGAAGCGAACGCUGGUGCACAACUCCCGCUACUUGAGCACGGACAGCCAAACUCCACUUCUACCGGAAAGCCGGUACGGAAGCAGCGGAGGCGAGAGCAUCUCCAGCCGUCGCUUAUCCUCAGACAAAGGCGGACCGAAUCUGAACAAGAACCGGAUGAACCAACAGAGAUCCAACAGUUUCCUCAAUCUUCCCCAAAUGAACAGCAGCACACCGCUCCUCGACAUACAAUCACUAGAGAAUCGCGUCACUUACACCCCGAAUCCGGGCAUCCCGAACAGCAACAUGAACGCCUACGAUUACCACGCCGCUCAGCUGGAGCGUUUCCUCGAGGAGUACCGCACCCUGCAGAAGGAGUUGACACGCAUGAAGGAAUCCUGCGACAACAUGCGACAAGACAAGUACCUCGACAACGCCUCACCGCAAACACCGAAAGACGAAGAACCGAGAAAGACUUCACCCAAUUCGAACACCCUCACCGUCGGCAACUUCGAGAGCGAUCUUACACGAUACCUGCUGAAAUCGUCGCCGAAGGCCAUCAACAAUUCGACCCUCUUCAAUAGCUAAUUCUCGCGUGUACAUAAAACAU